ACGCGCAUGGUUGUAUUAUGCGCAGUGAUUCAUUUCUGCUGAUAUGUAUUAUGAAACUUAAUUAUAUGAUGUGUUCGCGCCGCAGAAUAGGACGACACUGUGGAAGGCUAUCACAUUUUUUCAUGUUGUCUUUUUGUGAUAAAAGACUGAUACCUUUUUUUAUGGUUAUGAAUCUACAUGUGUCUAGAAGAAAUAGGUUCUUCUGAAUAAAUCCUUUUAUGUGGAUUUGUUGUUCUAAGCCAAUUGUGGGCUACUCAGAUACAUGUGUCUAGAAGAAAUAUGUUCUUCUGAAUAAUCCCGUUGUGUGGAUUUUGUUCUCGGCCAAUUGUGGUUGCUCAUUUAUGUCGGAAUAUGUGUGCCUCACAGCAACAUCAUCUCAAGAUAAGAAAAUAGAUUCUUAAACAUUUUUGAUACUGAAAAUGGUUAUAACACUAUAUAUUCAAGUAUUCUUUUGAUAAAUUUUUUUCUUGCAUGCUGAAGGAACACAUAAUAUAACAUUACAGAACUGUGAUAAUUUUGAAAAUAAGUGUCUCUAGAGAAAAAUUGCAAUAUAAUCCUGUCGUAUGUUACUCACAUGUUUUUAUGUAAAAAUGUCAAAAGACUGCGUUAUUCAUUAUUAUUUUAGCUUCGAUACGAAGCUGAGAAGGAACACGUAAUAUAAAAAGCAACGUCGAUAUAAUAACCAAUUUACUACAUCAACCUGGAUGGAAAAAUAUAAAUGAUGUCGAAUAUAUUACUUAUAGGAGCAAUGUGUAUACAUUGAACGAUGUGCUUAAUAAACCUGUAACAUUAGUGAACUGUGACAAUUUUAUACGUUAUGCAACAAUAUUCCUUGGAUGUUCUUAUUCAAAUGAUUUACAUACAAUAUUCAAUACAUUUUUCAAAUUUCAAGAAUAUUGUUAUAAGCUACUCUGUUCUGGUAAAAUUAGUGCACACAAUUGUACAGUCAAACUUUUAGAAAAAAUGAUUGAAUUUGUUCCGAUGGCAAAAUUUAUGAAAGGAGCUUUAUAUGCUAUAGAAAAAUAUCACAAUAAACCUUUGAAUACUCAAAAAAAAUUCGGGUUUUUACUAAGUAAAGUUCUUACAAAUUUACAGAAAAAUGAAUCUUUAAAGAAAAUGUUUCCUUUGAAAAACAAUAAGGACUCUAUUAAAACUGCAUUAGUAAAUAUCACGGAAAUUUUACAAACUAGUCAUUAUGAACUCAAUGAUGAUAUUUAUUUAUGUAAAAUAAAACAAUUAGGUUUUUCUUCUUUGUGGAAUUUUUGGAUUAACGAAUAUGUCACGCUAAAAUGUCCAAGAAAACACGAAGAAUUUAUUAUUUUUCUAAGUGAUAAAAUAAACAAUUUAUUUCUAACGACAAUCUGGAAAAAGUAUGUUGAACUUGGAUUUAAAUUUGAUUCAAACACCAGUGAAACCUUUUUACCUGCUCUACCUCAUACCAAUGUCAAGCAAGGAGGUAUCGCACAAAAUAGUUUCUUAAAUAUGACACAACAUACCAAUGAAGUAGAUAUGAUGGAAAAUAUUCAACAAAAAAAUAUCGUACAAAAUACUUCUAUUCUACAUAAUGAUGUCAUAUGUGAAACGGAACCUGAAUCGGGCGAACUAAUUGAAUAUCCUAAUCAUUUAUUACCAUUUAAUAGGUAUCUUUAAGUUAACUUUUUUGUGCUAAAUUUUUAUUAUAAUUACAUUAUUAUUUAUAAUUAUUAUGUUAAUUUAAUGUUUAAGCAUGAUUUAAAUGUUUUCUCAAUUAAUUAAUAUUAACUAUACAUUUAAUUAGUAUACUCAAAAAUUUGUGUUACUUAAAUAUUUACAUUAAAUUUAAUCAGUUGAAAUAAUAGAAAAUUAUAUAAUUAAGAAAAUGACGAAACAAUAAAAAGUUUGAAAUAGUAUUACAGAAACUAUAAACAUUUUUAUACCUUGGCGGGAGAUUGAGUACAGCUGAGAAUAAAGUUGGCACUCUUUUAAGUUGUAAGAAAUGAUAUCUAGAAGUAGGUUUGGAUAGAUUAGGUGAGCUACUGAGAAAAUUUCAAAAGCCCUCUUUAAUUUAAUAGCCUUUGCAAAUAUUAUAAUAUCAUGUGAAAUCACCUGAACUGUGAAUUGUAGAUCUGAAAUUUUUUUAAUGUGUUAUUAAUGACUCGAAAAUGAUAAAGUUUACUCAUUGUUUACAUCAAUAAACUUAGUAGUUUCUUUAAAAACUAUAAAUAAUAUACACCUAAAAUGUCGGUUUUCAUGAGAAAAUGUUUAAAGUUUUUACAGGAACUUCUUAUAAGUAUGUCUAAGAUGUGACAAAAAUUUAAUGUAAUAUUCGUUUUUAACAUAAUUAUUUUUUAUUAUUUGGUAGAAUUUGUUUUAAUAAACACAAAACAUCCAUCUAAAAUGAUUAUGAAGAAAUAAAAUUAAAUAAUAUUAAAAAAUAUCCCAAUUUUAAAAUAAUAUCUGGCAAGAGGUUGAGCGAAACAUGUUUUAAAAUAUUAAAGAUAUCAUGAUGUAUUCCGUGAAAUUAUUAAACAUUCUUGUUUAAUUUAGCUAUAAAUUGUUUUUAUUCAAUUUGUUCAUCAUUAUGUU
Messenger RNA from Daktulosphaira vitifoliae (grape phylloxera), 2565 nucleotides. RefSeq lists its product as uncharacterized. The coding region runs from base 964 to 1650 and encodes 228 amino acids. Lineage: Eukaryota; Metazoa; Arthropoda; Insecta; Hemiptera; Phylloxeridae. The transcript has 6 exons. The record is from RefSeq and is a predicted model, not a curated record.